Zootermopsis nevadensis is the source of this 969-nucleotide messenger RNA. Its product is annotated as lysozyme. The record is from RefSeq and is a predicted model, not a curated record. Gene Ontology annotation, molecular function: lysozyme activity. Lineage: Eukaryota; Metazoa; Arthropoda; Insecta; Blattodea; Termopsidae.
UCGGUAACUCCGCCUAUGUCUGCGUGGCGGGCAGGCCAAGGCCGGCCGGGGCCACAGUCUUGCUCUGCAGGCAUGAGGGACGGCUGCUCGAUUGUGCUGCUCCUGCUGGCCACUUCCGGCUACGCGGUGUUCGUGACGAAUCUCCACGCGGCUUGUUUCCGCUGUUUGUGCCACGCUGCCAACGAGUGCUCCACUAAUCGAGCCUGUUCCAUGGGCUACUGCGGCCCUUUCUCAAUCUCGCAUAUCUACUGGGCAGACGCGGGCCGACACGUCCUGCCCGACGACCAUCCAAACCCAAAAGAAGCGUACGAGACCUGCGUGCAGGACUACGACUGCGCAACCAACACUGUGACGGGCUACAUGGAGAAGUACGGCCGGGAUUGCAACGGUGAUGGCGUCACAAACUGUGAUGAUUACGUCAUGAUUCACUACAAUGGAGGCGGCAGUUGCGAGAAGCCAAUCACGGACAAACUCUACAAGAAGAGGUACAACAGCUGCCGGGCAGCAGCCAUCGCCGUGGACUAGCGUGUCUGCACGAACUCUCGCCUGUUCUUGGGAUCGCAGCGAUAUCAGAAAAGUGGAACAACUUGCAGUCCAUGUUUCUGCGUCACCAACUUCAGCAGUUCAUAUGUCAUUUAUUUAAAAAUAAUAUCCAAGAAAAAUUGUGUAUUGUGGCUAUAACUCAUGAUCCACUGCACAAGACAGUGGUGUCAACAGUAAGCAAUUCCAGUCCCACACAGCCUCGUAUUCUUCUACGAGCAGUAUUUUCCCCCGCUUAUUCGCUAAGAGAUUCUAAGACGCAAUUUCUUCACGUUUUAUGACGUCUAAGAAUCGAUGUCGAAAAAUUAUAUCGAAUGAUUAAGGCGCUAUGAAAAUCUUCAUGUCCAUAAAACUGGUCAUGGGACAGAAAACACAAAUACAGCAACAAAGAAUACGAAACUAUUAAUACAAGGACGUUUCAUGUUUGAA